UGAGCUGUAAAUCCCCAGUGGGUAGAGAUUAGUCUAUGUCCAGCUUCUCACUCUCUCCCUCUAUGGGGACAGUGUGGGACAGGAACAGAUCAUAACAUGAAAACUUGUGUGGACAAAAUUAACAGCUCGCAGAAGUUAGCAGAGAUCAUUCAAGAGAAGUAUGACCAGGAGAAUUCAGGCUGCAUUAGUACUGAGCGUUUCCGAGACCUGCUUGCAGCUCAUGGAUCAGAACUGGACCCCCACAAGCUAGAGGUUCUUCUUGCCCUGGCUGAUAUAAAUGCUGAUGGAAAGAUCUGCUACCAGGAUUUUGUUAACCUGGUGAGAAACAAGCGUUCAAACAGCUUCCGUCGAGCAAUCCUGCAGGGGAGUCGGCAGCUCAGGAAUUCGGCACUGAGAGAGGAAGUGGGCUUGGGUCUGUCUCGGAGACUUGUGCGUCACGUUGCCUAUGAGACUUUGCCAAGAGAGGUGGACCGCAAGUGGUACUUUGACAGUUACAACUACUGUCCACCACCAUGGCUUAUGCUGGCCAUCACUAUAGCAGAGGUUAUUGUCUUUAUGUAUUAUGGAUUACAACUUAACCGCUGGGUUCUGCAAGUCUCGUCACCAUACUUCCUGAAGGGCCCAUUGCCAUAUCACCCACAGCUCAGAGCUCAGGCCUGGCGCUACCUUAGCUACAUCUUCAUGCAUGCAGGAAUUGAACACCUGGGUCUAAACAUGGCCAUGCAGCUUUUGGUGGGUGUCCCAUUAGAGAUGGUCCAUGGAGCUUUGAGAAUAGGCCUGGUGUAUGUGUGUGGUGUACUGGCAGGUUCAUUGGCUGUGUCAGUGGCUGACAUGACAGCACCUGUGGUUGGUUCAUCAGGCGGAGUCUACGCUCUGGUCUCUGCCCACCUAGCCAACGUUGUCAUGAACUGGUCAGGGAUGAAGUGUCAGUUUAAGCUCUUUCGCAUGGCAAUGGCUCUAGUGUGCAUGAGUGUGGAGUUUGGUCGUGCCGUCUGGCUUCGAUUCUAUCCCCCAGCCUUCCCGCCAUGCCCUAAUCCCAGCUUUGUGGCCCAUCUGGGGGGUGUGGCAGUGGGCCUCACCCUUGGCAUUGUGGUUCUUCAGAACUAUGAACAGCGUUUGCAGGAACAGUCCUUGUUCUGGAUCUUCUUCAGUGUCUACACACUCUUUAUCCUAUGUGGAAUCUUUUGGAACAUUUUUGCUUACAGUCUCUUGGAUGUCAAGUUACCCCCACCUCCAUGAAGCCCAGUGUGUGUGUGUGUGUGUGUGUGUGUGUGUGUGUGUGUGUGUGUGUGUGAAAGCAUGCAGAUAAAACAGCAGAUUCCUAUUUCUGAGCAAUGGUGAAUGUAAAUUUGCGGAGAAGCCCAAAGGUUAAUCCCUUUUACAGUUACAUAAUUUCUGCCAGCCACCGAGGGCUGUCAACAAUAGCACGAGUAUUCAUUUCAAAAUAAAACUUGAGUUUAGAAUCUAUGGUUUUCAUUUGGUGAAGGAAUGAAUACAUUCCUUUAAAGCACAUAAUCUGAGGUUGCAUGAGCAAAGAGAAAUAUCAGUAUUUUUGUGGACAUUUAAUGUGUUCUGUAUUUUUAUAAACUACAUGAGGUAGAAUGAGAGCACUGUUACAGCUUAUUGUAUGUGAAGGACCUUUACAAGAUAUUUAAGAAUAACCGAAGUAGCAAGGAAACAGCUAGAUUAAUUUAUCUCUAUUUUACAAACAAUGUGUUAUUUUCUAAUAAAUGUUUCACUGUUAAAAGGUCAGUUUAAAAACAAUUGCAGUCCCAUUCACAGUGGCGGUCUGCAAAAUAAUUUCCCAAUCUUUAAAAUAUAAAUCAAUAUUGAUCUAAUUAAUAAAGGAUUAUAGUACAUUAUAUUACUGAUAAUCAUGUAUCUUUACAACAGAAGAUUUCUCCCUAAUGUCUAAAAAUAUUAGUAAUUAACUUGAUAAUUAAUAAUCUUUCUAAUAAGAGUUUGUACUUUAAUUUUUAGGCUACAUGUUUGAAAGUCUCUAACUUGUUACUUUAAGCACAGUCUUCAUGAUGUACUGAAAUAUUACUGAAAGCUAGUUAGCUUGAAUGGUUACCUCUCAUUUAUGCCAAAGGAAGUAAAAUUUAUUUAUUUUUUCUCCCUUUUGACUUUUUACAUUGCAUUAUUUGAAUAUUAUUUGAAUAUCCAUUCUGUCGAUUUACUAAUCAGUAGAGCCGUCACACUGAAACACUGGCAUUUGUGAUUGAAACUCCUCUGACUGACUGACACUGUUCAUUCUUUUUGUUGCUAUUAAGAAAUGUAAUUUGCAGUACCACAAAUAGCACAAUUGGUUAGAUUUAUUGAAUCAUAUUUGAUUAUAUAUUUGAAUCAUGUGUUAGUGGAACAACAGCACCACCAGGGAGUUUUCAGAACUCAAUUUCAAAUCAUUGAUCAUCUCAAUAAUAAAAAACAAGUAUUUUAUUUUUAAUGGCAAUGGCUGAUAUACAUGCAACAAAUAACUAAAUUGAUCUGUUUAAUAUAAUAAUAAUAUGUAUUGCAGUAGUUUUUUAAUGAAUUGUGAUUGUGUGACAUCUACUGUACCUCAAAUACUGUGCCUCCAGUAACUGGUUAGCUCCUCUCAGUUCUGUGCACAGCCAUUCUUUACAGCAAAACUGAUCCUGGUACAGCUUUGUGUGUACUCUGUUCUGCAUGUAGUGUGUGUUGCCAUUGUUUCUCAAGCUAACAGGAAAAGAGGAAACUUUAAAUAAAAUCUUUAACUUCUAAAAAUUAUUUAAUCCAGUACUUCAAUCCCAGAUUAUACUAGUAUGCUGUGAACAAAUUGAUCUAAUUUAACUGUGUGUUUAAGAUACUUUUGAAGUGCCAGUAUACUUUUUGUUUUGCAUUGUGCUGACCUUACUGUGUCAAAAUGUAAUGCUGGAAUGUAAGUAACCUGGAAUUGUGUGUUAAGGGCUAUGGGACCGGAAAUAAUGAGGUUACCAAGCAUAUUUUAACAUGCACCUAUUUUGUAGAUUUGAUAUGUAAAUAAUAGAGUCCAUUAAAAAUCUGUGAUUGGAAAUGCCA
This is a messenger RNA of Cyprinus carpio (common carp), 3039 nucleotides long. RefSeq names its product rhomboid-related protein 3-like. NCBI's taxonomy places the organism in Eukaryota, Metazoa, Chordata, Actinopteri, Cypriniformes, Cyprinidae. Gene Ontology annotation, cellular component: membrane. The record is from RefSeq and is a predicted model, not a curated record. Gene Ontology annotation, molecular function: serine-type endopeptidase activity; calcium ion binding.